AUGAAGUUACAAUUAAAUGAUACACAAAUGGAAAUUGAUCCUUCUCAAACAACGACAACUACUAACCCUGCGAUAGCACACUUACAAGAAGUUCAUGAAGUUGUCAAUGUAUUGUCAAAUGGUUUGGAGACACUAAAUGAUGAUAAUCAACAUUUCAACAAUGAAUCACUUCGACUUCAAAUUCAACUUCAAACAUUCACUGAAAAUAUUCGCCAAGUUAAGCAUUCUAUCGAAGAAUCUCACAGCUUCUUAGAAGGAUUCAAACUGAAUCAGGAUAUUCUCGGCCAAGAUGUAUCAUCAUUAAAAGAGAAAAUCAAUGAUAGACAAAAUGUUUCAUAUGAUGGAACAUGCAUAUGGAAAAUUAUAAAUGUUAAAGAAAAAAUGGGUAGAUUGUUAGGAGAUUAG
This is a messenger RNA of Adineta steineri, 405 nucleotides long. NCBI's taxonomy places the organism in Eukaryota, Metazoa, Rotifera, Eurotatoria, Adinetida, Adinetidae. The record is from the annotation of a GenBank genome assembly.